AAAGGCACUAUGUCAGAAAUAAUAACUAUUCCUAAUGAAGUUGACAUAGAUGGUUAUACAUAUUAUCAAAUAUCUAUCAAACUUCCAUUAAGAUCAUAUGUUAUCAAGAAAAGAUAUUCCGAAUUUGAAUCAUUAGUCAUAAAUUUAUGCCACAGUUUAGGAAUUAAUACUAGAGACUUCCCAUAUCAACUUCCUGCAAAACGAAUCAAUUGGCUAAACAAGUCAGGAAUCAUUCACGAAAGAAAAGUUGAGUUGUGCAAAUUCUUAAAUGAUGUCAUUAGAGAUACUUCUAUUCAGAAUAACCGUGAAUUACUCGAAUUUUUACAGUUACCUAUAAAUUUUAGAUUUAAUAAUGACCUUUUCAAACAGGAUUUACCAGCACUUACCGCAGAUGCUUCUGCUAUAACCCCAGAUUCGUGGUUAGAAAUAUAUCGCAAGCUCAAACUGGAGAUUCAACAAAGUUUUACCAAUUCGUCCAUUCAAGAGAAAAUACAAUCUAGAGAUAAAGUUAAUAGAGUAUAUCAACCAUUACUAAAUGAAUUAUCACAUUCACUUCGUAAGUUGAAGUUGGACAAUUCCGAAAUUCAAAGAAGACAUGGGUUGCUUAGCCAAUUACAAGGUAGUUUACAACAAAUUUUAACAAAUGAUUUACAUGGAUCCACCAUAUCUAAACGAGUAUUGGGUGGUCAAAUACAAGCUGGUGAAACCAACCAAACCUUGGCAUUAUCAAACGAAGAACUUUUACAACAGCAGAAACAAGUUCAUAAAACUCAGGAUCAAGAAUUAGAACAACUCCGACUACUCAUUUCUAAGCAACGACAAAUUGGAGAAAUCAUCAAUACCGAAGUUGAAGAACAAAACAAUAUGUUGGAUAAGUUUAACGAAGAAGUUGAAAACGCCAGUGAUAAAGUAAAGAAAGCAAGAGCUAGGGCGAGAAAUAUAAAUUAAUAUUCAGCUAUAUCUUCGGGCAACACCUCAUUUAAUCUAUUAACUAAUGUAAUAUUGUCUUGAAUUGUGGUGGGAGCAACCGUUUGGUUUAAAUAUCCAUUUUGAAGCUUUUCAAGGUGUGCUUCACCUUCUGGUCCAUUCAAUACUCGUUGUUCAAAUGCCCCUUUAAGUCUAUCGGGUAUCUUCCAAAAUCCACCAAUAUUAUUGAAAAACGGAUGAACUCCAAUUCUUCUGGGUGGAUAAGCUCGUCCAUUGUUGCUUAGAUUAUAUAUACUUGGGAAAUAUUGCCAAUAAAAUAAACUUCCAACAUAAGUUCCAAUUAAUGAACCACCUAUAACAUCUCUUAAAAAGUGUCGGUUAUCACUGACUCUCGUACACGCAACAAACAUGGCCAAGAAUAUUGGUAGAAUGGU
This is a messenger RNA of Spathaspora passalidarum NRRL Y-27907, 1361 nucleotides long. RefSeq lists its product as uncharacterized. Bases 10 to 948 code for a protein of 312 amino acids. Gene Ontology annotation, molecular function: phosphatidylinositol binding. The transcript has a single exon. Lineage: Eukaryota; Fungi; Ascomycota; Pichiomycetes; Serinales; Debaryomycetaceae. The record is from RefSeq and is a predicted model, not a curated record.